This is a messenger RNA of Diplodia corticola, 1641 nucleotides long. RefSeq names its product right-handed beta helix region protein. The transcript has 5 exons. Bases 1 to 1641 code for a protein of 546 amino acids. The record is from RefSeq and is a predicted model, not a curated record. Lineage: Eukaryota; Fungi; Ascomycota; Dothideomycetes; Botryosphaeriales; Botryosphaeriaceae.
AUGCCACCACUGCCAGUCAUCCUACCACUACUAGCAGCUACAAUCCCAUGCAUUCUUGCAGUCUCUGUAUCGACAACCUCGUCUCCCUCUGCAGCCUUUCCCUGUAUCUCUACCGGCGCGGACGAGACGGCUAUCAAUGAGCGCUUCUCCAGCAAUGGGGCGGGCCAUAUAGUGCAGCUAUGCCAGGGAGCUGUCGUUACGGUGACAGACACCGUCAAACUAACUGCCAAUGACCAAGAGCUAUCGACCGAGGGAUACCCAACAGGGGGUGGCAGAGCGACGAUUAAGCUGGCAGCAGGCGCGAGCGCCAAUACCACGGUAUUCGCAAAAUUUUUGGAUGGAAUCAAGCUGCGAAAUAUCAUUGUGGAUGGGAAUAGAGCGGAGACGGGGUACACGGGCGGCGAUGCGAACAUUGACAUUGGUGGUCAUUCGAAUGGUCAGGUUGUAGACCACGUCGCGUCUAGAAACCCCAGGGGUUGGAGCUGCCUGGCUGUCGGAUUCGGUGGACAGAGCAGCACCGACACCGAUCCGCCUUGCCUCAAUGCCACACUAACAAACAAUGACAUCGGCCCUUGCGGUAUCGAAGGGACCGAGUAUGCGGAUGGCAUCUCCUUCCAGUGCACCGACUCCACCAUCUCCGACAAUUCCAUCACGGGUAGCACCGACGGCGGCAUCGUCAUCUUCGGGGCACCAGGUACCAAAGUCUUGCGCAACACCAUCACGUCGUCGGCCACCGAACGGGGCUUCGGGGCCAUCAACCUGGUCGACCAAGCCCUCUACGGCGGAAGCUACGCCAACGUCGAAGUCCGCGACAACACCAUCACGGGCGACAAGCUCUUCAACGUCGGCAUCAGCAUCGGGGCGCACGUCUGGUCCUUCGGGGCAACGGCCGGCUUCGAGAACUCAGGGCCGGUGACGGUAACGGGGAACGCCUUCGCCGGCAACAUCCCCUUCGCCAUCGCCAUCAACGGGUGGAAGGACGGACUGACGGUCACAAACAACUCCGUCUCCGCCCUCUCCUCCCCCUCGUCCUCCUUCGCCAGCGCGACGUCCUGCUCCCCCACCAUCCAAAACGCCUUCGCCGCCAACCAAAGACUCGUCUACUACGCCCCCGGCCUGUCCGCCCCCUACGCCCUCCAACCCGACUUCGCGCCCACCACCGCCAACGCCACAAACUUCCUCUGCACGAGCCCCGGCACCACCGCCCCUCCCCCGUCCACAACGACCUUCGCACCCAACGCCCUCGCCGUCCACCCUCCGGCCACGCUCGCGACGCUGGUGUCGAGCACCGGGCGCGGCGUCGUGACGCAGUACCAAGGCGACAACAACUUGGUCGUGUACGACACGACGAGCAGCGGCGACGGCAGCUGGACGCCGCUGUGGGCGUCGGGGGUGGGCACCGUCGCGGACGGAACGUGCGGGGAGGAAGGGGAGUGGUGCAGUUUGAACUUUCAGGGCGAUGGGAACUUGGUGGAUUACGUGAAUGGGAGCGCGGUGUGGAAUACGCGGACGGGUUCGGAGGAUGCGGGGGACGUGAGGUUUGUGCUUAGUGCGGAGGGGGCGCCGUGGGUCAGUGUGGUGGCGGGAGGUGGGGAGGGAGAGGUGUUGUGGGAGGGGGGCGAGGGGGUGUUUGAGGGAUGA